UUUUGUGAGGGAAGAGGCGAGGCGGGGAGGCCGCCCCUCCAGAGCCCCGCGGACGGGCCGAGAAGCGGCGCCGGCGCGGACCCAGGUAACGGGAGGGCGGGUGGGAGGAGCGAGGCCCGCCGCCCCUUCCCCCCCUCCGCCGCCGCCGCCUCACGGCGCCGUUGCCUGACCGGCCGCCGCUCUCCUUUCUCGCCCCUCAGCCGCCCGCGAGAGCCGUUGGACGCCCCUGAGGGAGGAGCCGGGGGGGGCACCAGAGCCUGGCAGGCGCCGGGACCUCCCGCCCUUCGGAGGACACGCCCUUCGGCGGACACGCCCCGCCCCCUUUUGCUGUGUCUUCGGGGCGCCUUCCACGUGGGACUCCUCGGGGCAGAGCCUGUCGGCGCCACCCCCAGCGGAGCUCUGCUUGGGGAGGGGGCGCCUCCUCUCCCUUCCCCACCCCUUUCGGGGACGCCCACUGGCCGGCCUCCACGGCUGCCGUGCUUCUGGGCCCCCCACGUGGUGCCCUGCGUGGGCCUCCCCUCACCCGGCCCCCCUGACCCCCGCCCUCCCGUGGAUGCCGGCGUCCCCCCACCCGCCGCCACCAUGGGCAAGGUGCUGUCCAAGAUCUUCGGCAACAAGGAGAUGCGGAUCCUGAUGCUGGGCCUGGACGCGGCGGGCAAGACCACCAUCCUGUACAAGCUGAAGCUGGGCCAGGCGGUCACCACCAUCCCCACCGUGGGCUUCAACGUGGAGACGGUGACGUACAAGAACGUCAAGUUCAACGUGUGGGACGUCGGGGGCCAGGACAAGAUCCGGCCGCUGUGGCGGCACUACUACACGGGCACACAAGGCCUGAUCUUCGUGGUGGACUGCGCCGACCGGGACCGCAUCGACGAGGCCCGGCAGGAACUGCACCGCAUCAUCAACGACCGGGAGAUGCGCGACGCCAUCAUCCUCAUCUUCGCCAACAAGCAGGACCUUCCGGACGCCAUGAAGCCGCACGAGAUCCAAGAGAAAUUGGGCCUGACGCGGAUCAGGGAUAGGAAUUGGUAUGUUCAGCCGUCCUGCGCCACCUCGGGUGACGGACUCUAUGAAGGGCUGACAUGGCUAACAUCUAACUAUAAAUCCUAAUGGUUACUGAAACAAAACACUAUUAUUAGUCUUCAAGAGAGUUUAGAGGAGGAAAAAUAAAUACUGUGUGGCUUCACAGAAAAGAAUUCUUCUUCAUACUAAAAUGUUCAAAAAUUAAGCAUCUGUAGGAUUAUGAUGAUUGCUCACCCUUUUUUCAGUUACCGCCCUCUUCUUCUGCGCACUUCACUGGAUCUCCAGUUUAAUGCAAUUCUUGCUUGGUGUUAAGAUGCUCUAGUCUGCAGCUGUGACUGAACACAAGCAUUUUGUUUCUGUGGCAG
Molecule: messenger RNA, 1388 nt
Organism: Sphaerodactylus townsendi
Lineage: Eukaryota; Metazoa; Chordata; Lepidosauria; Squamata; Sphaerodactylidae
Product: ADP-ribosylation factor 6
Exons: 1
Coding region: 583-1110 (175 amino acids)
Biological process (GO): intracellular protein transport; vesicle-mediated transport
Cellular component (GO): cytoplasm
Molecular function (GO): GTP binding; GTPase activity
Source: RefSeq, a predicted model, not a curated record